Molecule: messenger RNA, 2356 nt
Organism: Myripristis murdjan (pinecone soldierfish)
Lineage: Eukaryota; Metazoa; Chordata; Actinopteri; Holocentriformes; Holocentridae
Product: tetraspanin-3-like
Exons: 7
Coding region: 238-990 (250 amino acids)
Cellular component (GO): plasma membrane
Source: RefSeq, a predicted model, not a curated record
ACAGCCUUUUGCAUCACAGCAAGGCCACGGGAUGGAUAAUCCGAGCAAGCUAGCAAACUGCGCCACAAAAAUGCUGCACCAUGCAGUUAAUUGACAGGCCAUCAGUGUGCAGACCGCACCUGUGGUAGGGAUGGUGUCGCAUGCAGGUCAGUGUGAUAAACAAAUGCACAAACGGAGAGCAGUGUUAGGUGUAGCUGUGCCUGGUCAGUAGCAGCCGUGCACAAGUUGCAUGACGUUAUGCCAGCUUGGCCCGGGGAGGUCUGGUGUUGUUGUCCAGCCAGCAGCUGCCAGGCUGCAGCAGGAAUUUUAUGCUACAUCGGAGCCUACGUGUUCAUCACAUAUGAUGACUAUGACCACUUCUUUGAAGACGUUUACACCUUGAUCCCUGCUGUCAUAAUAAUAGCCGUAGGGACUCUUCUCUUCAUCAUCGGCUUGAUUGGCUGCUGUGCCACCAUACGUGAAAGCUCCUGUGGUUUAGCAACUUUUGCUGCCAUUCUGCUGCUGGUUUUUGUAACAGAGUGUGUGGUGGUGGUGCUGGGCUACAUAUACAGGGCAAAGGUAGAAGACGAGGUGAAUCACUCCAUCCAGAAGGUUUACAACGAAUACAACGGCACCAACACUGAUGCUCCCAGUCGUGCUAUUGAUUAUGUGCAGAGGCAGCUUCACUGCUGUGGCAUUCACAGCUACUCUGACUGGAGGAACACUCGCUGGUUUAAAGAGUCCAAGAACAACAGCGUCCCGGUCAGCUGCUGUCAGCCCAGCAUCAGCAACUGCACUGGCACGCUCACCCGGCCAGCAGAUCUCUACCAAGAGGGCUGUGAGGCUCUGGUUGUGAAGAAGUUAAAGGAGAUCAUGAUGUAUGUCAUUUGGGCUGCAUUAACUUUUGCAUCCAUACAGAUGCUGGGCAUGCUGUGUGCCUGUGUGGUGCUCUGCAGGAGGAGUCAUGACCCAGCUUACGAGCUGCUGGUCACAACCAACAGCUAUGCAUGAAAGAUGCAGCGGGCCAACAAAGCACUCAGCCAGUCAAAGGAGCCUCACCGGACAUGUUCACAGUAGAUUUCAGCUGUAGUAAUAUAAGCUCAAGCACACCUUGCACAAUUCAUGAUAAAGUAGCCAACACUAAUGACAGGGUUUGGGUGGGUGGAGAGGGCUUCAAUGGGAAACCAAUAAGUUAUUUAUUGACAUGCUUUGUAAGUUAUUGUUAUUUUAAAUGUUUUUACAAACACUGAAAUGCUUAUAAAGGCCAAAGUUGUACAUGGCUAAUUGACAAUAUUGAUGUUAAUGCGCGAGUCUUUUUUUUAUUUUUUUUUAUUGUGGCUUCAUAAAAAUGGAAAAAACAGGCUUUUUUUCUUUGUCACUGUAAGGAUCAUAAGAAGUAAUCUUGAGCUCAUGUAUGAAAUUAUUGUUCUGCGAGUUAUAUGGAAUGUAUUCCCUCAUGUGCCAGUUUGGACUAUGGCUGGAGCUCUGGAGAUAUUUCAUAUUUCUUUAAAUGGAAAAUCUAUGCUAAAUAGAACAUACACACUAUUCAUAAGAACUCAGUUUGACUUUGAUCCUUUUGAACAUGAAACAUGACUUUUUCUCACAGAGAGAACAGAAGCAAGGCUCUAACCUCUGAUGCAGUCAAAAGACGAAACCUGGAGUUUCUCUUUUGAUAGUGAAUUAGAGAUUGACUUUAUGGACACUGUGACCGUGCCCGGGGUUAACAUUACAAUGAAGUAUUCUUAGUGGGGCGCAAAAACUCAAACAAAUAUUUCAUUAAUCCAUAAAGUCGGUCUUUAUUUUUUAUUUUUCUUUUUUUUUUUUGGUGGUGCAGUUAAAUGUUUUGUCUCUUGAAGCAAUCACUGAUAUGAUAGAAUUCUUUACGCUCACAAAUAUCCAGAUCAUGUGAAUAAACUUGUAAAUUCUGUUUUAGGAUGGAUGUUCUCUUAAUAAGGCUUCACUAGUGAGGCAUUGCCAAAUCAUACUGCAACUAAAUUGUGAACCAGUUAAGCUGUUGUUAGUCUCCAUUCCUACAUAGAAAUGCUACUAGUAGGAGUUUUAUCAGUGUUACCUAAAGCCCCCUGUGUGUAUACAGUUUGUUACAGACAUGUUUCCAGUCAAACAAUUCCUUCAACUGUACAGUGAUUCGACCACAUGAUCGUUGCAAACCUGCUGUGAAGGAGUGGACUUUGGAUUACAACUCACUCUUAUUUUGUAUCUUUUGUGGCACUGUGUACUGUUUUAAUAUUUUUGAGAUGUUUAGUUGACUCUUAGAUAUUUAGCUAUAGCUCAGCAGAGAAAAAGUAUGCGAAACAAAAUCAUGUAUAUAGAUUGGGGAACAUACAGGAGACAAAUAAACUUCUACAUUUCAACUUGA